AUGUCAGACUUAGCCAGUAUAAUGCUUAGCCGCGGCUUUCUAAAAGCCCUUUACACAGGGAACAUGCUCUGGCACACUAGUGCAUUCAUCCACUUCUCCUUCCGCCCCCAACACACCCUUCUCCGCGUCGGGCGACGCAUCAACUCCUCCAACCCAGCAAUCUCCUCCACGCCCGGCGGCGACGCAUGGCAUCACGAUAUCCUCGACUAUCUUGGCAAGAUAAACUUAGGCUUCGUAGCACUUGCUGCUUUACGCCUUACUGUUUUACUCAAAACUAGAUCAAGUAGUCCUGAGGUAGUGGGGAACGGGUUGGGGGAGGAUCUGGAUGUUCUGGCUUUGACGGUGCUUGGAAUUGCGAAUGCGAGUCAAGCGUGGAACAAUCUGGUGGUUUUGAGGAAGACGGAUAGGUGGAUCUUGGGGAAGGGGUUUGAUAGGAUUACGGUCCUUGAUACUGUGUUCGCGGUUCUGGACUUUGGGGUCGUUGUGGCGAAAAUUCUGAAGCGGUAG
Molecule: messenger RNA, 507 nt
Organism: Mollisia scopiformis
Lineage: Eukaryota; Fungi; Ascomycota; Leotiomycetes; Helotiales; Mollisiaceae
Exons: 3
Coding region: 1-507 (168 amino acids)
Source: RefSeq, a predicted model, not a curated record